This is a messenger RNA of Camellia sinensis, 774 nucleotides long. NCBI's taxonomy places the organism in Eukaryota, Viridiplantae, Streptophyta, Magnoliopsida, Ericales, Theaceae. The record is from RefSeq and is a predicted model, not a curated record.
AUGGACUUCAGAAGACCUCUGUUGGUAUGGGAGGAGGAAGAAGCUAACAGACUUUUUCAUUUGCUGAAUUCUGCACCAAUUCUGUGCAAUUCCAGAUCUGAUGAGCUCAUAUGGGGUGCAGACCCAUCUAAUCUUUUCUCUGUUUCCUCUCUAUAUCUUUGGAGUGAAUCACGUCUGGGACCUAUACUACCAGUGGCUGCUUCAAUUUGGAAUAAUUUCGCUCCUCCAAAAGUUCAAUGUUUUGGGUGGAUGGCUUGGCUGGGUAAGAUUAAAACUUUGAGUUUCCUCCAUAGAAUUGGAAUUCUAACAGGGAAUGUAAAUCUGGAUUGUGUCUUCUGUCAUAAUGAGAUUGAAACUGUGGAACAUAUUCUAUUGUAUUGUCAUUUCGUUUGGUUGCUUUGGUCCAACAUUGUCCGAUGGUGGGGUAUGCAAUGGGUGCUACCAGGUUCAGUGAAUGGACUGUUGAAUUGGUGGGAUGGUUGUAGAAUGAAGAAGCUGGAAAAGAAAAUUUGGAAGGUUCUUCCUCUGGCUAUCCUCUGGUCUACAUGGAAGCAUCGAAAUGAUUGCAUCUUUAAUGGCUCUCAACCAAACUUGGAAGACCUGUGUGAAAUAGUGAACGUUCGUGUAGCUAUGUGGCUCAAAGCCUCACCAACUCAGGUGGAGCUUUCUAUUAAUGACCUGGUCUUUAACCUGCCACAGGCUGCAGAGUUAGCUCCAAAUAAAAAUUGUGUAUCAUGCUGCUGCUGUAAUAUACCUGAUGCUGAUCUGGGUUGA